GUGCCAAUAGAAUUUCCCCUUCUUUGUUUACGAACUGGUGAUAGUAGAGGGACUAAAUUUGUAGUUUUAUCAUGUUUCUCUAAGUAUCUAAAACCAUUCGACAACCGGAGAUACAUCCACCGCCAUCUGCACUUUGCGUCAGUCAUGGAACCGAUGGAAUCUCUAGCCGGUGCUGACGCCUCCGACACCCCAAACACCACCUCCGAUAACCCUAACAACACCUCCGGCGACGACAACACUUCUCUCGAAACCACCAAUCCCUUACCUCCAACCGCCACUCCGCCGCUCAUACAACCGGAAUCAGCACUUCAAACAACCGGAGAAUCAGUUGAACUUCCGGUACCGGCUCCUAUCCACACCGAUUCUGGUAUACCCGCGCCUCGAAAACGACGUCGUAGAAAGAAGCAGUUUCCCGAGAUGAUAUCGUCAGCAGACGCCGUUAACGGCCUCCGCAUCGUCCGUCACAAAUCCGGCGAAGAUGUAAACGGUUACGAAGAUGAAAUCGAAAACCUGACGGUCCGCCGUCGCCGUAGAGUUUCUUCAGAUCUGGAUGUCGAGACGCUAAUCGCGAUUUCCGUUGGAUUUCCGAUCGAUUCGUUGACGGAAGAAGAGAUUGAAGCGAACGUCGUGAAAACGAUUGGCGGAUCUGAACAGUCGAACUACAUCGUUGUACGGAAUCACAUUCUGGCGUUGUGGAGAUCAAACGUCGACGUUUGGUUGACCAGAGAGCAUGCACUGGAAUCGAUCCGAGCCGAGCACACUCACCUGGUUGACUCAGCGUACUCGUUUCUGUUACAACACGGUUACAUCAACUUUGGACUCUCCGCCGCCGUGAAGGCGGCGAAAUUGAGGCCGCCGGAAGGUGACGUAAGAGGUGACGUCAUUGUUAUCGGUGCUGGAUUGUCUGGGUUGGUUGCUGCUAGACAGUUGAUAUUUCUAGGGUUUAAGGUUGUGGUUUUAGAAGGUAGGGCACGUCCAGGUGGACGUGUACGGACGAAGAAGAUGUCUGGUGGCGAUUGCGUGGCGGCCGCGGACCUCGGCGGUAGCGUGCUCACCGGGAUUAAUGGUAAUCCGCUUGGAGUGCUUGCGCGGCAGCUAGGGUUUCCGCUUCACAAAGUGAGAGAUAUUUGCCCUCUUUAUUUACCUAAUGGUAAUACUGUUAAUCCUGAAAUUGACUCAAAAGUUGAAGUGUUGUUUAAUAAGUUGUUAGAUAGGGUUUGUAAGCUUAGACAGUCUAUGAUGGAGGAAGCUAAAUCUAUAGAUGUUCCAUUAGGUACAGCUUUAGAGGCUUUUAGACAUGUUUAUAAAGUAGCAGAAGAUCCACAAGAGAAAAUGUUGUUAGAUUGGCACUUAGCGAAUUUAGAAUAUGCGAAUGCGACGUUAAUGUCGAAUCUGUCGAUGGUGUUUUGGGAUCAAGAUGAUCCGUUUGAGAUGGGUGGUGAUCAUUGUUUUAUCCCGGGAGGGAAUGAUAGGUUUAUUCAAGCUUUAGCUGAAGAUCUACCGAUUUUUUAUAAUCAGACGGUGGAAACUGUGAAAUAUGGAUCGGAUGGGGCAUUGGUCCGUGCGAAUGGCAAAGACUACCGUGCUGAUAUGGUUCUUUGCACUGUCCCGUUAGGCGUUCUGAAAAAAUGUUCAAUUGAAUUCAUACCGGAUCUUCCGCAAAGGAAGAAAGAUGCGAUAGAAAGAUUAGGGUUUGGGUUGUUAAACAAAGUUGCAAUCUUGUUUCCUUAUGAUUUCUGGGGAGGUGAAAUCGACACAUUUGGGCAUUUAUCAGAUAAAACGAGUAUGCGAGGCGAAUUCUUUUUGUUCUAUAGCUAUUCUUCUGUAUCGGGUGGGCCACUUCUUGUAGCUUUGGUGGCAGGAGAAGCUGCAAUUGAGUUUGAACAAAUGCCACCUGUGGAAUCUGUGAACAAAGUGAUGGAGAUUUUGAAGGGGAUCUUUAACCCAAAAGGGAUUGCUGUGCCUGAGCCAAUUCAGGCGAUAUGCACACGGUGGGGCCAGGAUAAGUUUAGUUACGGGUCGUAUUCGUAUGUUGGAAUUGGGGCAUCCGGCAUUGAUUAUGACAUACUUGCUGAAAGUAUUGGAAAUGGCAGGGUUUUCUUUGCAGGAGAAGCUACAAACAAACUGUAUCCUGCAACAAUGCAUGGAGCUUUCCUCAGUGGGCUGAGAGAGGCUGCAAAUAUGUUGAGAAUGGACAACAGGAGGAAGUCAAAGUCAAACAAGCCAGUAUCCGUCCAAGAAAGCUUAACCUAGUUAAGGGUUGUUAGGGUUGGUCAAUCUUUAAUUUAUUGUCUUGUUAUGGGCUUAGGUGAUGGGUGUUUAUGAAUAUAGAUUGAUUCAGGCAAUUAGGUUUUGUUUUUUUUUGUUUUU
Messenger RNA from Helianthus annuus (common sunflower), 2370 nucleotides. RefSeq names its product lysine-specific histone demethylase 1 homolog 1. Gene Ontology annotation, cellular component: nucleus. Gene Ontology annotation, molecular function: protein binding; oxidoreductase activity. The record is from RefSeq and is a predicted model, not a curated record. The transcript has a single exon. Bases 145 to 2253 code for a protein of 702 amino acids. NCBI's taxonomy places the organism in Eukaryota, Viridiplantae, Streptophyta, Magnoliopsida, Asterales, Asteraceae.